Molecule: messenger RNA, 2417 nt
Organism: Homarus americanus (American lobster)
Lineage: Eukaryota; Metazoa; Arthropoda; Malacostraca; Decapoda; Nephropidae
Product: inhibin beta A chain-like
Exons: 4
Coding region: 196-867 (223 amino acids)
Biological process (GO): SMAD protein signal transduction
Cellular component (GO): extracellular region
Molecular function (GO): cytokine activity; growth factor activity
Source: RefSeq, a predicted model, not a curated record
GAUGUCACAACGAGUCAUAAGCAAGUCAAAAGUCAUCAUCAAGUAGACUAAUCGUUAUGUAACUCAUCAUCUUCAGGUCAAAGGUCAUUACAAGGCGUGUCGUGUGGGAGUCACCGGAAGGCCGCUUGCUUCCUCUUCACUUUAGAGGGGUCAUCGCCGCUGGGCGUAGCAGGAGCGACGUUGUGGUUGUGGAAGAUGAAGGACCUGGCCGACGGUCCCUCACAAACCCUGACCAUCACAGAGGUGACGCCUACGACCCACCACGCGACGCCUCAAAGAACGAUCCUGGCCCAUAAGAAUACUACAGUCAGUAGCGACUGGAUGGAGGUCGACUUAAGUGGGGCGAUGGGUCGGUGGGUGGCCAGUGGGAGGCACCAGGUGAUGGUAGAGGUGUCUUGCUCCACCUGUCAGGGAUCCCUCUACUCCAUGUCUCACCUCCCAGAACACCGUUCCUUUAUCGUCGUUACAACACAGCAGCCCCAGGUACGCAAAAGACGUUCGACCCAAGAGUGCCCCUCACUGUGGGGUGGCGGAUGCUGCAGAGCUUCCAUCACCGUCAGUGUGGAGGAGAUGGGUUGGGACGACUGGUGGGUACAGCCUCAGAGCUUUACCUUCUACUAUUGCCAUGGCGCCUGUCAAUCUACCGCCGCCUCAGCCAAUGCUGAAGGGAUAUCUCGCUAUAACAACUUACUCCAGAUGCUGGUGAUGCGGCAGGCACCUGGGUCGUCCCUGCAGGAAUCUCUUGCCCCCUGCUGUGCUCCCACCUCCUACUCCUCCAUGCGAGUCCUCUACCGCCUCAGCGAAGAAAGAGUAGUACAAAGAGACAUCCCCAACCUACUGGUGGAGUCCUGUGGUUGUAAUGAUUAGAAAAUAGCGUAACAAAGUGACAAAGGUGAUAUUAAUAUUAAGACAAAAGAAAGCUUUCCUACGACCUAACAACGUCAUCACUCCUACAGUAAUUACACAUCUGGAGAACUUCCUUCAAGUACUUUAUAAGAAAGAUUAAUUAUAACCAGUGCAGCGAGUGGUCAGUAUCUUCUUGGUGGUGAUCACUGCCUUUAUGAAUGGUCAGUGUCCUUAUGAUGAUGGUCACUAUAGUGAAUGGUGUUGAUUAGUCACUGCCUUUUGGUGAGUCAUCACGGUCCUUGUGGUGGUGAUCGAUGCUACAGUGAGUGGUGUUAAUUAAUUACUUUCACUGUAUCCUGGUGUAGUGCCCACUAGUACAGUCAGUGGCGAUGGGCACGGUCAGUGUACCCUGGUGUAGUACCAACGUAUAUAACACAUGUCGCUUCUCAGUAGUACUGUACUAACCUCUGAGAUAAAAUGUGCCUUGUGAUGUUACACCAAGAUCUCAUUUUCCUUCAGAAAUUCUCGUUUAUAAAGUGACACUCUUUACUGUCUCAGAGAGUCUGUAAUGUAUCCAGUCCCAUUCAGAAAGAUUAGAACCGAUAUGUUAGAUUUUUUUACGUGAUAGAGGUAAGAAAACACUUGAUUUACCCAGAGACUAAAUUGAGUCCAUAUAAUUUGUGCCGAGCAAGAUUAACACACUGCAUGUGGGGUCUCAUAACUCCUUCAUACUGUACCUUACUAAAUAUGUUAAUUUCAAAAAAUUAUGGCUACGUGACACGCCGUUGUCAUUGACAUCAUUUAUAAAUUCUAAAAUGCACUUUAAAUGUGCAUAAUCCUAGAUUUUUAUUUAUCAAUACAUUCAGAACCAUUUAAUGUUUACGAGUCAGAGAUAAAAUUACACUCAGCACUUGUAUUGAAUAUGAGUAUUACACAUCUUCCUUUGGUAGCAAAAACUAUAAACCUUGGUAAGGAUUCGGAGAAGGACACCCAAGGAAAUUAUUAACAAAAUAGGUUUUUAUAGUUUUUCACAGUAUUUCAAUUGCAUUUAACUCUCAUUUCCGUCGGUAAUGAGCCAUUGUGGAGAUGUGAUCCCCUCCCACUACUAACAAUUUUCAUUGCAAAAAAGAGGGCAGAACUUGAAGUACAGUAGAGGGAAACUGUGGCGUAAAAACACGAACAAAACUGACCAAACAUUUCCAAACAUAAUCUAACCUAACCUAACCAAACCAAACCUAACCUUAAUUAUCAGAAACUGGAGGAUAAAGUGAUGCUACAUGUAGGAUGAAGUGUUGAAGUAUGUGGUCUUGUGUUCGGCUUGGAACUUGUACCGAGCGAAAUAUUAUCGGUAAUGUUGUUUUUUAUUGCCGGCACGAAGCACCCAACUCUUUCUUUUUUUUGUGUAUGAACGCCUGUAAAAGGAUCCACAAAGUUUUCACCGUGGUUGACAGUUCUCUGGGAGUAACCAAUGACACCAGGGAUAUUGUACUCCCUCCAAAGGUGUAAUGGUCAGCAUGCUCGCCUCGCAAGCUAGCAAACCCGGGUUCGAUCUCCGGGCAGGGUGAAAUUAU